AUGUGGAAGCUCCUCACCAUAGGGCUGCUCCUGGCUGCCUGCCCUUCACGGGUCUGCAGCACCUCAAUAUUUUACAGCUCUAAAGAUGCAAACCGAGUGCUGAGGAUCCAGAAGCGAGCCAACUCUUUUCUGGAGGAGCUCAAACCAGGCUCUGUGGAGCGUGAGUGCAGGGAAGAGCUCUGUGACUUUGAGGAAGUCAGUGAGAUAUUUGAAACCAAGGAGGCAACACUAGGUUUUUGGUCCAUAUAUGUAGAUGGAGAUCAGUGUAAGCCACAGCCUUGUUCCAAUGGGACCUGCAAGGACAGUAUUGGAAAAUUUUCUUGCAUCUGUAACCAAGGCUGGGAGGGGGAGUUGUGCAAUUAUGAGGUCAAAUACACCAACUGUUCCGUGGAUAAUGGGGGAUGUGAGCAUUUCUGCAGGGAUGACCCUGCCAACCAGCGCCGCCUGUGCAGCUGUGCAUCAGGGUACCAGCUGAUGAAUGACCACACCAAGUGCAAACCUGUAGUGGAGUUCCCCUGUGGAAGGGUGAAGGUAGACCUCAUCGAAGCCAAAGCAGACUUCAAUAUUCGGCUCAUUGAGGGAACAGCUGGAAGAAGAGGAGGCAGCCCUUGGCAGGUUCUGCUGCAAAAUGCCAAAGGGCAGUUUGUGUGUGGGGGUGUUCUCAUCCAUCCAUCUUGGGUCCUGACGGCAGCACACUGCGUGCCCACAGACAAGAGGCUCAAAGUAAAACUUGGUAUGGAAAAUCAUCCAUCCCUGUGGUUUAAACAGNNNAUUUGGGUUGACAAAAGUGUGUCCCACGAGAACUACACGCAGCACACGUCGGAUAACGACAUCGCCAUGCUGCACUUGGCCGAGCACGUGGUGUACAACAAGUAUGCACUGCCCAUCUGCCUUCCCACUCGCAGCCUGGCCGAGCAGGAGCUGGGCAGGGCUGGGAAGCAGAUGGUGGUGACUGGCUGGGGCAGCACCAGCGACAGCGAAAUGAAAUAUGCCACUUUGCUCAGCUACAUCGAAAUCCCCCUAGUUGCGCGGAAUGAGUGUGCCCAGGCCAUGAUGUCUCCCAUCACUGACAACAUGCUGUGUGCUGGGAGCCUGGGAAGCAAAAAGGAUUCCUGCCUUGGGGACAGUGGAGGUCCCAUGUUCACUAGGUAUAAGGAUACUUGGUUUUUGGUAGGACUGGUGAGUUGGGGCGAAAAGUGUGGAAAGAAGGAUAAAUUUGGAGUCUAUACCAAAGUUAGUCAGUACCUUGAGUGGAUCCAGCACCACAUAGCUACGUCAGCUCCUUUGAAGGGUUGA
Messenger RNA from Acanthisitta chloris (rifleman), 1296 nucleotides. It is a transcript of the gene PROC, whose product is annotated as protein C (inactivator of coagulation factors Va and VIIIa). The record is from RefSeq and is a predicted model, not a curated record. Gene Ontology annotation, cellular component: extracellular region. Gene Ontology annotation, molecular function: calcium ion binding; serine-type endopeptidase activity. Bases 1 to 1296 code for a protein of 431 amino acids. Lineage: Eukaryota; Metazoa; Chordata; Aves; Passeriformes; Acanthisittidae. Gene Ontology annotation, biological process: proteolysis; blood coagulation. The transcript has 8 exons.